Molecule: messenger RNA, 466 nt
Organism: Arabidopsis thaliana (thale cress)
Lineage: Eukaryota; Viridiplantae; Streptophyta; Magnoliopsida; Brassicales; Brassicaceae
Product: Cytidine/deoxycytidylate deaminase family protein
Exons: 3
Coding region: 125-466 (113 amino acids)
Molecular function (GO): hydrolase activity; zinc ion binding
Source: RefSeq, marked reviewed
CUAGGGGCGAUAAAUUUUUAAGCCAAGCUGUUGAAGAGGCAUAUAUUGGAGUUGAGUGUGGUGAUGGUUAUCCGUUUGGGCUGUUAUUGUUCAUAAGAACGAUAUUGUAGUGAGCUGCCACAACAUGGUUUUCAAAUACAAAGAUCCAACGGCACAUGCAGAAGUCAUAGCCAUUAGAGAGGCAUGCAAGAAACUGAAUGAAAUUAAGCUAUCGGAAUGCGAGAUUUACGCAUCAUGCGAGCCUUGUCCCAUGUGUUUUGGAGCCAUCCAUCUCUCAAGGCUCAAGAGAUUGGUGUACGAGGCGAAAGUCGAAGCAGCUUUAGCCAUUGGGUUCAAUAGGAUCUUAGCAGAUGGUGUGAGAGGCGUUGGGUGCUACCAUAACUCUAACCUAGAGAUUACAAAACUCGAUCUGAGUAUCGCCGAGCAAGUGUUUCAGAAUACAAAGGGGAAGUUCAGUUUAUCGUAA